AUGUCUCUUGAGACCAUCUACGUCGUCCGCCAUGGGUUUCGGUGUAGUUACUUCGUUGAUCCUGUUUCGGGAGUAGCCACAACGACGGUCCUGUCGCCCACUAAAAUCGCCGCAGACACGCCUUUGACAGCUCACGGCGUCGACCAAGCUCGGCAGUUAGGAGCUCACCUUAUGUCCCUUGAGCCCCCAAUCGAUGCCGUGUACUCCAGCCCUUACUACCGAUGUCUCCAGACUAUCUCACCAUAUAUCUCGCUUCGGAACGAGCAGGCGGCCAAGUCUCAGGAAGAGAGCGGAGCACUGCUUACUCCACUGGUGAUCCGUAGCGAAACAGGCCUAGGAGAAUUCUACGGGCAGGCUCACUUUGACCAACCAAAGCCCGCCCAGAUGUCUUUCUUGAAGACACUGUUUCCAGUGCUUGACGAUUCGUUCGAGUCCGGGGUCGUUGCGGAGAAGAAGGGAGAGAGUAUCGAGGGCCUGUAUGAUCGCGUUCGGUCAGCUGUUGAGAAGAUAAUCGAGCGGUGUGAUGCGGAAGGUGUCCGGUCCGUCAUUCUAUGCUCUCACGCUGCGGUGAUAAUAGCAUUAGGGAGGGUUCUUACUGGACAAAUCCCCGACAGGGUAGACGUUCAGGACUUUGAUACUUUUACUUGCGGAUUAAGCAUCUUCAAGCGGCCAACUACUCUUAGCUCUAAUUAUUCAUCAACUCUCGCGGAUCUGGAUGUUUCUGUACAGUCCCCAGACGGGGCUGACGACCAGGCUGCCGACACAGCCAAGCCUGUCCCCGUCACUUCGAGUACCACGGGCAGCACAGAUACGGCCCAAAAGCCAACAAGGCUUGUUGGAAAUUGGAUUUGUCAAGCAAACAGCGACUGCAGCUUCCUAAGUGGUGGGCCAGAACGGGGGUGGUACUUUACCGGCGACGAGGCCUUCAUCUUCGGUGAUCCAGUUCCCAGUGGAGACGCCGCGAGUGGUCUUCCAGACGAUAUAGCCGCCCUCCAUACCUCGCGAUUGUAA
Scedosporium apiospermum is the source of this 1011-nucleotide messenger RNA. RefSeq lists its product as uncharacterized. The record is from RefSeq and is a predicted model, not a curated record. NCBI's taxonomy places the organism in Eukaryota, Fungi, Ascomycota, Sordariomycetes, Microascales, Microascaceae. The coding region runs from base 1 to 1011 and encodes 336 amino acids. The transcript has 3 exons.